ACAAGCGCCACAGCUCCUACUCUAUGCUAGAGGCAAACUUUCACCAUGGACUCUCUUGAGUUGGUCUUCACUGUGCUUGGGGCAGGCGUUGCCUUCUACUAUGUUCUCAAAACCGUGAGACUACUGAGAGUUCUUUUUCCAAAAUUCUGGUACCCUUUGCCUGGGGAUUUUUUCACUUCUAUGGGAGAGUGGGCUGUGAUCACUGGAGGGUCUGAUGGAAUCGGCAAAGCAUAUGCCCUUGAGCUAGCCCAGCGGGGAAUGAAUGUGGUUAUUGUUAGCCGAAGUGUUGAAAAACUGAACAACGCUGCAGAAGAAAUAGGAAGGAUUACAAGAAAACGUGUUAAAGUGUUGGCGGUCGAUUUUACCAAAGACAAUGUGUAUGAAUCCAUUGAGGAAAGCCUAGAAGAUCUGAAUAUUGGAGUUUUGGUUAACAAUGUUGGCAUGCUGCCCUCACCCAUCCCCUGUAAGCUUCUCGACGAGACUUCUCUGGAGCAGAAACUCAACGAUGUGGUAAACUGCAAUACAAAAUCCACGAUGCAGAUGUGCAGAAUUGUGCUUCCUGGGAUGGAGGAAAGGGGGAAAGGUGUCAUUCUGAAUGUGUCUUCUGGAAUGGCUGCCAUCCCUUGUCCCACGUAUACACUCUACACAGCAUCAAAAGCAUGUGUUGAGACGUUCUCACAAGGCCUUCAAGCUGAGUACAAAGCAAAAGGAAUCAUUAUACAGACGGUGUGUCCCUUUGGGAUAUCCACCAAUAUGACAGGCUACCAAAAGCCAGAUCUAAUGAACUACACACCAGAGGACUUUGUGAAGACAUCACUCGCCUACGUGAAAGCAGGAGACAAGACAUUUGGGAGCAUCACUCAUACAAUAAUGGGCUGGAUUAUGCAGACAGUGCCUAUUCAGUAUUUCCAAACCGAGAAGAUGCAAGAGCAGCUGAUUGAGUUUGUGAAAGAAAAAACUGGGAGAAAAACAUAGUAAUUUAGAUGAGAAAUGUUUGGGGGUUAGUCCUCUAUUUUUCAGCUCCAGAUGUUUGUGCAUAUCCCUGCUAGUGUUAAUUUCGUCAGACGAGACGAGACUAAAUAUGUUCGUCAACGACCUUUUUAUUCCCUGCAUAGCAUUUAUAGUAUACUGUACCUGCUCUUACGCUCUAUCUAUUCAACCUCACUUUAAUUACAUACAGCUCUGGACAAAAUAAAGAGACCACUGCAAAUUUGAAUAUGACCGUCAACUCAUUCGAAUGUCACUUAUCAACCGUAAGAUGACAUUAGAGAAAUGUGCAGUGGUCUUUUAAUCAUUUUUAAUAAUAGAACUGUAUAUACGAUACAUAUGGGGUCCCCAUGCAUUCAGCACAUAAUGUAUACUUUUACUCCACUACAUUUUUAUUAGCAGCAUUAAGGACAAAGUAUAAGCUAAAAUAAUGUGCACAUAAAACCAAAAGCCCUCCAUUCAACAUGUUAGAUAUUUUCAACAUGUUAGAUAUUUUCUGAACUGAUGCCACCACAGGACACAGCAAUGAAUGAAGAAGUUAAUGUCUAGAAAAUAUCACUAAGACAUGUAAAAAUGCUUAUGCCUAUGCUUGCUUUUUAUUUUGUUUAGGCUUUCAAAGAGUGUCCAUGUUGUGUACAUGUUGGAUUAACUUAAUUACAGGCCUAUGAAGGGAGCAGCAGUAAACAAGUAUGAAGUGUAGGUACCCAGUUUUAAGGUGCUGUACGGUAUGAACUUGAUGGCCAAUCCAAAGUUUUGACUGCUUUCUUUUUCAUUAAUAGCAUAGUGAAGGGAGGUGGUUGUCACCCCACCUUGAAAGGCUUUACUAGUAUGUUGUACUUCUACUUACUUAAGUACUUAAAUAUGUUUUAAAAUGGACUACUUGUCAUACUUAAGUACUGUAAAUAAUAUAUACUUCAAGACUUUUAUUUAAGGUGUAUGCUUAUAGAUUACUUUUACUUUUCAGUCAUUUUUGAUCAUAUGUGGGUGGUGUGGGUUUCGGAUACGGAUACAACACUGCUUUUAUGUCAUGACUAACUGACUUGAGUUUUUGAUGUUUAAUAUGUUUGUUUUUUGUUUUGUUUUAAGUAACACAUGAAAUGCUUAUCAAAAACA
This is a messenger RNA of Sardina pilchardus (European sardine), 2100 nucleotides long. RefSeq names its product hydroxysteroid (17-beta) dehydrogenase 3 (gene hsd17b3). NCBI's taxonomy places the organism in Eukaryota, Metazoa, Chordata, Actinopteri, Clupeiformes, Clupeidae. Gene Ontology annotation, molecular function: testosterone dehydrogenase (NADP+) activity. The transcript is spliced from 11 exons. Bases 46 to 975 code for a protein of 309 amino acids. The record is from RefSeq and is a predicted model, not a curated record. Gene Ontology annotation, cellular component: endoplasmic reticulum.